Molecule: messenger RNA, 507 nt
Organism: Neocloeon triangulifer
Lineage: Eukaryota; Metazoa; Arthropoda; Insecta; Ephemeroptera; Baetidae
Exons: 6
Coding region: 94-507 (137 amino acids)
Source: RefSeq, a predicted model, not a curated record
UGUGGUGAUGAAACACCUGAGACAUUUGGUUUAGUUGACGCAGAUGGGAUCAAAUUUGAUGCGUGUGGACGGAGAUACGUCAUUUCCAAACUCAUGUUGAACCAAACUUCCGCCCUUGCGUUUUGCUGCACCAAAUUCAUGGAUCUUCUCAGUUUUGAGACGAUAAACGAGAUGAGCUGCUUGGCUGAUGAACUUCGGAAAAGAAAACUGUCCGAAGUGCAAUACUGGACUUCGGGCGACAGCGAUCCCUGUCCGAAAUCGUAUGCGUGGUGCUCAAGGCGGGAAAUGAUCCCCAUGGACAGUCUGAAUUUGACUCUGCCUAGCGACGUGGGCAAAAAAACAGCAUUGACGAUCAAGAUUCCUACAGAAGGUUUGGUCGUUUUGCAAAACGAUGAGAAAAAGUCUCAAAGAAAAGCCAUUUGCAAACAAAAACUUUUAAAAGAUUGCUCAAUAUCAGAUGUCAGAUGCAUAAAGUUCAAAUGCUCACAGGAGGCAAGUUUUAAAUGA